AUGGCAGCUACUGCAUCCGAAUGUGUUUCCAUCGAAUCGACUUACGUAUAUUUCGGGACAUUGAAACUUCGAGUAGUAAAACCUACUGUUGUGCAUAUAAAUCAUAUCAUUAUUAAUGUGUACGAUGUAAAUAAUGCGCAGAGACUUUCCAUACAGAUAGCCUCCAAACAUAUCUGUAAAGCAUUGCUUUGUCAAAGUGGCCAACACAAAGCAGUAGCUUUUUUGGUAAACCGAUUCUGUGCUAGCAAAAUUCGAGAAACCCUGCAUAUCUCAGCAAUGCCAGAAGCAACGAUCGGAAAGAGUGCUCCUUACUUUGAUUCAGAAAGUGCACGCGUUUGCCAGAGAUAUAUAUUGGUUGAUAUAACAAGAUGCACUAAGGACGACAUGGAUUUAUUAAAGCGGGUUUUGCGUUUAGUAGAAGAAACCAGAUUGCUUUUCAAAGCUCAAAGCAUUGCACAGGGAGUAGUUAUAAAUACAUCAACAGGAAACUUUUUUGGAGACAUGGAUGAAAAUGAUUUCGUUACUCUGAUGCGAGAUAUUGGAUUGAAUGUGAGACAGAUGUCGGGAACUAUACCGAAUCUGGCAUCACGCCUGAUUGAUAAUAAUACAUCUAAUGCAGCCUCUAGAGAUACCCCUUCACAACCAUCACAAGUGUUCCUUCACAAACAACCCCAUGCAUAUGUCAAUAAUCGAUGGCCGCUAUCAACUGUUCGCUCACAGGAAAUUAUCAAAUCACCAGAUGUUCAGCUCAGAGACAUCACAUACCAUCAGUCCAAUCCAACAUGUGUUGUGCAGAAUCGUCCAAUCACUGUUAACAUUGUGCGUGUAGUACCACCUCGGUGCAGUUCAUCAUCAUUAGGUUCCUCUCCUGAUAUGCCCGUGUCUCACAGUCGUAAUUCUGUCAUAGCUCAGCCGGUAACGAUGCCAAAAAGUGCACGCAUUGUCGGCCGAUCCCCAACCAAAAAGGUCUCAGUUUUGACACAUACGAGUAUAGAGUCACAAAUGAUCAAGCAGGAGUUGAAUGUUUCUGAACUGUCAUUAAGUAGUGCAUCAAACGAACCGUCAACCUCACGUUAUCGGGUGCCAUCGGAAGCGAAAAUGUUGAAUCAAGGAUCUAAACGAGUAGUACAUGUUAUUGAUGAUGACGACGAUGAAGGUGGUCCCUUGAAACUUGCAAAGGGACCAAAAUUGGAUUUGUUAUUAAAUUAUCCUCGUGAUCAGCCAACCAUAUCAAUUCACUACGCUGAUGUAGAGUAUUUGAGGCCGAACGAAAUGUUAAACGAUACAAUCAUAGAAUUUUACUUGAAAUAUAUACAGAUGGAAUUAGUACCAUCGGAGAGGCGUCCAUCCAUUUUUAUAUUCAACUCUUUUUUCUAUUCUCGGUUAACACAAAUGCCGCCUGCUGGUUCUAGUGUAAUUCGCACCAUUUCUUCCCGCGCAAAAUGGAUUGCCGAAAAUUAUAAAGGAGUGCGAACAUGGACUAAAAAUGUGGACAUCUUUAGUGCUGAUUAUAUUGUUGUUCCCAUUGUUGAAGAUAUUCAUUGGUACUUAGCUAUAAUCACUUUCCCUCGGUACUCUAUUGUAAAUCGUGUACCAGAAACGACGAAUUGCAAGAAUGAUGCCUUACCAAAAAGAUUAAGGAAAACGUGUAUUAUUUUACUGGAUUCAUUGGCCGAUGCUACGGAUAUGAAGAGGAAAUUAACGGUUCCUGUUCUAAGGGAAUAUCUUGUUUGUGAAUAUGAAGAUAAAAGGAAAUUGAAGGACGGAGAUACAAAGUACUUUGCAAAAGAAUUAAUUGAAAAGAUUGUGCCGUUUCCUAUUCCUCAGCAAAGGAAUUAUACAGAUUGUGGACUAUUUCUUUUGAAAUUUGCCGAAUGUUUCUUGUUGAAACCACCGUCAUUUAUAACUCGAAAUGACUCAUUUCGACGAUGGUAUCCAAAUUUUACAAUCAGAGGCAUGAGGAGGGCUAUUCUUAUGAAGUUAAAAUCAGCAUGUGAUAAAGAAGCAUGGCAAACAUAUGAAGAAUAUUCUAGAAAUCGCGAUGUAAACAAAAAAUCGGUUGAAGAUAUCCUCCCCAAGCAAUCAGCCCAUAGUCGUUCAUCAUCGCCGAUGUCGCGUCGGCGAACACUAAGCACUGGAGAUUGUGAUGUAGAUUGCAAUGGACAUUUUGGUCGCAGACGAUCACUUCCUGCUCGUCUUUCUUAUUGA
This is a messenger RNA of Acanthocheilonema viteae, 2208 nucleotides long. The record is from the annotation of a GenBank genome assembly. Lineage: Eukaryota; Metazoa; Nematoda; Chromadorea; Rhabditida; Onchocercidae.